This is a messenger RNA of Calypte anna (Anna's hummingbird), 2756 nucleotides long. It is a transcript of the gene FHL5, whose product is annotated as four and a half LIM domains 5. Gene Ontology annotation, cellular component: nucleus; Z disc. Gene Ontology annotation, biological process: positive regulation of transcription by RNA polymerase II. The transcript has 9 exons. Bases 127 to 1254 code for a protein of 375 amino acids. Lineage: Eukaryota; Metazoa; Chordata; Aves; Apodiformes; Trochilidae. Gene Ontology annotation, molecular function: transcription coactivator activity. The record is from RefSeq and is a predicted model, not a curated record.
CCAGCUAUUUGCAUCUCAUGAGGUCUAAGGGAAACAAACUGACCCUCAGCCUUCCUCCACCCAGCCAAAUUCUGAUGGGACCCUCAAAUAGCUGUGGCAGGGUUCUGUUUCUUUUGGACUUGAUGAAUGUUUGUUUCUGCAGAGACCUUUAAUUAUUUCUUCCUUCAUUUUGCUGCACAAGUUACCAAGAGGAGCAGCUUAAAACCAAAUGUUUGCUUUCUAACCUUGAGCAAGACAAUUUGUUUUGAGUACAAACAAGAAGAUGAAGACCUUCCUGCCCUUUCUCCCACCACUCUUACUCCUGCAGAGUACCCAAUGCUCAUAAUUCCAGUAGCUGCACAUAGAAAUAGUGAAGACAGCUUCAUUUGUUGGUGUCUGGCCUAUCAGUAUCCCAUGGAGAAGCCCACCAGAAUGACCAGCAAUCACACAGACUGUCAUUACUGCCUGCAGUCUCUUUGUGGAAGGAAGUAUGCAUUAAGAAAAGAAAAUGCUUAUUGUAUUCCAUGUUAUGACAGCCUGUUUGCCAAUCCCUGUGAAGAAUGCAAGCAACCUAUUGAGUGUGAUUCCAGGGAUCUGGCCUACAAAGGCCGCCACUGGCAUGACAGAUGCUUCAGGUGUGCCAAAUGCAGUCGCUCACUGGUGGAGAAGCCGUUUGCUGCCAAGGAUGAGCUCUUGCUGUGCACUGAGUGCUACUCUGAUGAGUAUUCAUCUAAGUGUUUCCACUGCCAGAAGACCAUUAUGCCUGGUUCCCGUAAAAUGGAAUUCAAGGGAAGUUCCUGGCAUGAAUCCUGUUUUGUUUGCCAGUAUUGCCGGCAGCCGCUGGGAACAAAACCACUGAUCACCAAGGACAAGGAGAAUUACUGCCUGCCUUGUUUUGAGAAGCAGUUUGCUCACCAUUGCUACUCUUGCAAAAAGGUAAUAACUUCUGGGGGAGUGACCUAUGAUGACCAACCUUGGCAUACAGAAUGCUUUGUGUGUGCUGGGUGUGAAACUCCACUUGUUGGACAGAGGUUUAUUUCCAAAGAUGAGUACCCCUACUGUGUGGACUGUUUUGGCAAACUGUAUGCUAAGAAGUGUGCUUCUUGCAAGACACCUAUUACAGCUCUUGGAAGUGCCAAAUUUAUCUCCUUUGAAGAGCGCCAGUGGCAUGGGGAGUGCUUUAACUGUGCAAAGUGCUCUGUCUCGCUGGUGGGCCAGGGAUUCCUCACUCAGCAGGAUGAUGUCUUUUGUCAUGAAUGUGGCUCUGCUUCAUAGUUCUGUGGAGAGCUGUACAGCUGCCUUCUUCUUGCUCUGUAAUGAUGCUCAUUACUCUGCAGAAAGAAAACCAUAUGAACAGUAGAACAGCUAUUUAGUCAUUCACGCAACUUUCCAAAAGCACAGUUCUUAACUGCUUAUUGAAAAAAUUUAUAGAGGCCCAUACUGGUUAAGAAAAAAAUGCAGAAAGCAUUGGUAUAUAUAUUUUAAAUCUAGCUAGAGUUAUGUUUCUCCUUGUAACACACUGCACUCUGCUGUUAGAAGCUUAAAAAUUUACAUUUCAUCUCCCAUGAACCAAGGAGGAUUGGGAAAAGUCUAUAUGGCAUAUGACCAAUGAUGAGGCAUAAGCACUGUUUCACAGAGGCAGACCUUGGUGUGGAAAGCUCUGCACAUGCAGUUUUCUAUUGGAUCAUAACACUGGUGAGAACAAUUUGUAAAGAUCAAUUUCCUCCAUACUUUGGGCAAAAAAAGGUGCUGACAAAGCAGGCAGAGAGUGAGGGGAGUGGAUACUUUUACACAGAGAGACACCAAGUCUAGGAGGCCCGUGCCACAAGUUACAGGGGAAAAAAAGAUCAUUUUUCUCUCCUUACUGACAUUGCUCCCCAGAAACAUAGUCUUUAGUCAUCCAAAGAACUGAGUGACUGGUACUUUCCCAAAAAUGGUUAACUGUUCUGAAUCAUUCACGCAUAAAUAAAUACCUAUUUUGAGCUGCUGUAAGAGGUGGAGGCUGUUCAAGAUUGGUUAGUGCUGAUGUGCACUGUCCCAUAGUUAAUAUGCUGCCUUAAGACUGCUUCCAUCAUCUUCACUAGACCUUCAAAUAUACUCAUAAAAUGUAUAUUUUUAUUAGUAAACACAAGAAUCAAUUCAUACUUGUCUGCUUGACCUUGCACUUUUCCUUCCCUCAAAACCCAUUUGCCAGCAAUCAAAGCACUGUUAAUGCCCUUAGUAUUUUCACCCUGCUAGGUCUUUUAUUCAAAGAAAAGAAAAGUCUACCCCUUUUCUUGUAAGUAUCUGCUUGUCUAGACCGGGCUACAAGCUCUUCAGAACCAAUACCUGAUUCAUUUUUCCACGUGCCACAUGCAUUUGCCAAUAUUAUGUCAAGAUUCAGUAAUGUUGCCAUUGUAAGCCAGGCAGUCCCUGCUUUAGUACAAGAUAUUAGUUUCUAGGUACGUGGCUUUGAGAAGGUUAUAUCGGCUUGCUCAGCUUCAGCCCUAAAGUGUCUAUUAGUAAAGGUCAUCUAGAGAGGAGUUAGAAACAUUUAUCUUCUUCUAUAUUGUAUGUUAAGAGCAGCCUCAUUCAAAUAACAGUGUCUGUACCAAGUUGUUGAGAGCUGUGCAGUGAUAUUAAGACUGGCAGAGUCUGCACUACUCAGCAGUUUCAGUCCUCAUGUUGUACACCACAGAUGCUCCUUUAGGCUCUGACCUUAAGUUAUUUAGCUGACUUGAGUGUGCUCCAUUCAUACUGAAGGCAGACAUUACUUUAGCUAGAAGAGUGAAAAGAAA